Nematocida minor is the source of this 1485-nucleotide messenger RNA. RefSeq lists its product as uncharacterized. Lineage: Eukaryota; Fungi; Microsporidia. The record is from RefSeq and is a predicted model, not a curated record. Bases 1 to 1485 code for a protein of 494 amino acids. The transcript has a single exon.
AUGGAGUGCAAAAAGAAACUAUCUAUACAAAUACUACUGAUAACUCUACACGCUUUUCUGCUCUAUCUGAUUAUAACAAGCAACGCACUGGCCCUUGUGAUCAAUCUAGUUGGAUUUGUGAUUGGAUCGUAUGCCUUUGAAAGCUGUUUCAUAUCAUUUGCUACGAUAGCAGUGGCUAACCUAGUAAAAUACUCAUGCGAGCUGGCAAGUCUUCCGUUUAUUGGCCCACUGGUCAGCCCAGCGAUAAAACCACUAUUUGCGUUCUUUAAAAAACCACCUGGUGAUAGAUCAGAAAAUCACUCUGCACACGCUUCCUUAAAUGAAGAUGGGGUUGCAACAGCAUCCUUGCAGUCUGAUUAUAUGCACUAUGGAGAAAAAGAAGGGAAACUAUUGCAGAGUGAUCGUAUGAACCAAGAGAAUGCAUAUAGAUACAAUCAUCCUAGCAUAAAUCAUCCAGAAUUAAUACCACAGAAGGAGCAUUAUUUGCGAAUGGCUGGCAAUGCAUGUGAAGAACUAGCAGAAUAUCCAGAAGAGCCUACUGAUCUAUAUAACCACCCCUACCAAGAGCUAUACUAUUUGCAUGGUAGCAUUCCAGAGAACUACACAAACACUCACCCCAAUGAUCAGUACGAUAAACACCCAGAGAACAUAAAUACUUUUUCUGAUUAUGAGCACCAAGGCCCAUUCUUUAUAUACAAUACUAACUACUAUCUACCCACUAGUGGGCAGGGUGAAUACGAACAGCAAGAUAUAAAUGAGCCAUAUGAUUACAGGUAUAUACAGCACUCUGUAAGCCCUGAAGACCUGGCUAACUAUGGGCAUUUAUAUCAAUAUGUAGUAGAUGAAGGUGAAAAUGAAGAUGAUAGGAUAGAUUCUACUAAUCUAGAUGAUAGUACCAAAGAGAAUAAGAAUGAUCCAGCAGUCCCUAAAGAGAGCCCCGCUGAUGAAUUAUCUGAUCCAUCUGACAGCAAUCCGCCCCAGGAUAAAAACGGGUCUAUUUCUAGUAAAACUAUACAAGAGGGAAUAGAGGGAAAAAAUACUAACAUCGAGGAAAAUAAAGAAAAUGACACUGAAUUUAAUCUUUUGGAUUUAAGCGACACAGAAGAGGGUGUAGCACAUGAAGAAAGCAGUAGUUCUAGCCCCAAGUUGCUAGAUUCACCAUCUACCAGUGUUUCGUCUAUAAAUCUAUCAAAUGAAUCAUCUGCUGAACCUAGUAAGGACUAUAAUCCAUCAGAACUAAGUAAAACAGUUGACUCUGCAGAGAAAGUAGUGCAUAUUUCUGCAAAAGAAGAAGUGAGAACACUACCAGAUGACCACAAAGAAGAAGCUAGUCUGUUAGUAUUGAGUGACUCUGAAGACGUAUUGGAUGGUUUUUUAUUGAAAAAUAGAAAGGAAAAGCUGAGACAUCCACCACACUCAGAUGAAUUUGAUGCUUCUGAAAAAGAGAGUCUGUUAAUAGAUACAUCUCUCCUGCCCGACAAAUAG